Messenger RNA from Dioscorea cayenensis subsp. rotundata (Guinea yam), 2439 nucleotides. RefSeq names its product probable cyclic nucleotide-gated ion channel 14. Gene Ontology annotation, molecular function: voltage-gated potassium channel activity. Gene Ontology annotation, biological process: potassium ion transport; transmembrane transport. The coding region runs from base 53 to 2215 and encodes 720 amino acids. NCBI's taxonomy places the organism in Eukaryota, Viridiplantae, Streptophyta, Magnoliopsida, Dioscoreales, Dioscoreaceae. Gene Ontology annotation, cellular component: membrane. The transcript is spliced from 7 exons. The record is from RefSeq and is a predicted model, not a curated record.
UCUUUUUAAAGGCUGCUGAAACAGUAGAUCUGGAGAAAUUUUGAGAAGAAAAAUGUUUGGUUCUAAGAAGGUGGAUGAUGAGAUGGAGCUGAAGAAGGACAGAACUGUCAGGUUCUAUCCUGAUGACAAACAAAACCUUACAAAAACCAUAUAUCAAACACCGAAAUAUGGCUCAUUCUUAGCUACUAGAUUCGGCAUUGCAAGUCCCGGAAGGUCGAAGGUGUUCCAAGAGGACCAUGAGCCAUGGAGCAAGCGAAUACUCGACCCGGGGAGUGAUCUUGUGCUGAAAUGGAACCGUGUUUUCCUCGUCUCCUGCUUGGUUGCUCUAUUCAUCGAUCCUUUGUAUUUUUAUUUACCAUCGAUUGAUGAUGGUAACAAUACAUUAUGUAUCAAGAUGGACAAGCGCUUGAGCAUUACUGUCACGGUCUUUCGAACACUAGCCGACCUGUUCUAUAUAUUGCACAUGAUUAUAAAGUUUCGGACUGCGUAUGUAGCACCAAGCUCCCGUGUUUUUGGAAGGGGAGAACUCGUCAUGGAUCCUAAGAAGAUUGCUAGGAGAUACUUGCGAUCGGAUUUCUUUAUUGAUCUUGCCGCUGCUCUUCCUCUUCCUCAGUUUGUCAUUUGGUUGGUGAUACCAUCUAUUAGAAGUUCGAAUGCAGAUCACAGCAACAAUGCCCUUGUGCUGAUUGUUCUUAUACAGUAUAUACCGAGAUUGUAUGUCAUGUUCCCCUUGAGUCAUCAAAUCAUAAAAUCAGCAGGAGUUGUAACAAAGACUGCAUGGGCCGGAGCUGCUUACAACCUAUUGCUUUACAUGUUGGCGAGCCAUGUUCUAGGAGCUGCGUGGUUCCUUUUGACGGUCGAAAGGCAUACAACAUGCUGGAAGUCAGAAUGCAGGACAGAAGCGAAUACGACCUCUUGUCAGUCUCGGUUUCUUGACUGUGAUUACUUGAGUCACGGAGACCGUCAGAAAUGGGCGGCUGUGACAAGUGUGUUUAACAAUUGCGACCCCAAUAGUGCAAGCCUCGAUUUCAAAUAUGGCAUAUUUGCACCAGGAUUGCAAACCGGUGCCGUCUCUUCUGCAUUCUUAAAAAAAUACUUCUAUUGUCUUUGGUGGGGUCUGCAAAACCUAAGCUCUUAUGGACAAACAUUGACUACAAGCACUUUCAUUGGGGAGACCUUAUUUGCUAUACUUAUUGCAAUUCUUGGUCUGGUUUUAUUCGCACACUUGAUCGGGAACAUGCAGACCUACCUGCAGUCGUUAACUGUAAGACUCGAAGAAUGGAGACUCAAGCGAAGGGAUACUGAGGAGUGGAUGAGACAUCGCCAACUUCCUCACUAUCUGAGGGAACGGGUCAGGCGAUUUGUUCAGUACAAGUGGCUUGCGACACGAGGAGUGGAUGAAGACUCCAUAUUACGUGCAUUGCCCGCAGACCUACGUCGAGACAUCCAACAUCACCUCUGCUUGGACCUUGUUCGGCGGGUCCCAUUUUUCUCACAGAUGGAUGAUCAAUUGCUCGAUGCUAUAUGCGAGCGGUUGGUAUCCACAUUAAGCACGGAGGGCACUUGCAUUGUUCGUGAGGGUGAUCCGGUGACGGAGAUGUUGUUCAUCAUUCGAGGGAGAUUAGAGAGCUCUACAACAAAUGGGGGCCGGACGGGUUUCUUCAAUUCUAUCACUCUAAGACCCGGAGAUUUCUGCGGCGAAGAGCUACUGGCGUGGGCAUUGCUUCCGAAGUCCACUGUCAACUUGCCGUCGUCCACGAGGACUGUGAAGGCUCUCGUCGAAGUAGAGGCUUUUGCAUUACAAGCGGAAGACCUCAAGUUUGUUUCCAACCAAUUUAGACGACUCCAUAGUAAGAAGCUUCAACAUACAUUCCGGUUCUACUCCCACCAUUGGAGAACAUGGGCUGCUUGCUUCAUCCAAGCUGCAUGGCGUCGGUUCAAGAGAAGAAAGAUGGCUAAGGACCUCAGCAUGAGAGAGUCUUUCUCCUCUCGAUCAGAAGAACAAGCCGAUGAUGUGUAUGAGCAGGAGGAAGAGGAGCCCAGUCCCCGGUCUGGCACCGUUUCUCAACCUCAACAAAAUUUUAAUGUAACAAUUCUAGCAUCAAAAUUUGCAGCAAGCACAAGGAAGAAGGGGGCUCAGAAGAUGAAGGCCAUCGAUAUGCCAAAAUUACAGAAGCCAGAGGAGCCUGACUUUUCUGCCGAUCAAUUUGAUUAGUGUUGAUAUCUCCACGGAAAAUAUCCUGCGCAUCAGUAAGCACUGAUGGGGAAUUCCACUCUGUAAGAUAUCUAAUAUAAUGGUUCUGACAGCGAGCAAAAUGUUGUAAAAGAAUUCGACUUCUUGAUAAGCACCUUAGUUAAUGAGUUAUGUAUUUGCAUGUUGUACACUUAGCCUGUAAUUAUCAGUUUGAUUCUUUUAACAUCGACGUGAAACUUUUUUCA